Benincasa hispida (wax gourd) is the source of this 674-nucleotide messenger RNA. Its product is annotated as Methionine sulfoxide reductase (MSS4-like) family protein. The record is from RefSeq and is a predicted model, not a curated record. Gene Ontology annotation, molecular function: calcium ion binding. NCBI's taxonomy places the organism in Eukaryota, Viridiplantae, Streptophyta, Magnoliopsida, Cucurbitales, Cucurbitaceae. Gene Ontology annotation, cellular component: cytoplasm.
CGUCUAAUUGUAAUUGUGUGCUAUAAAUAGUAAGAGAUUUAUAGCGUUCUCACAACGCAAAACUCCUUUGUUCUUUGAUUGUUCCUAUUGGCAGCCAGAGCCAUGCUUCUCUACCAAGACCUACUAACAGGUGAUGAACUUCUUUCAGACUCUUUUCCAUACAAUGAAAUUGAGAAUGGGAUGCUGUGGGAAGUGGAAGGAAAGUGGGUUGUACAAGGGGCGAUCGACGUAGACAUCGGGGCUAACCCGUCUGCUGAGGGUGCCGAUGAGGAUGAAGGUGUUGAUGAUCAAGCUGUCAAGGUUGUGGAUAUUGUUGACACAUUUAGACUUCAGGAACAACCUCCAUUUGACAAGAAGCAAUUUAUCACAUACAUGAAAAGAUACAUCAAGUUGCUAACUCCCAAAUUGGAGGAAGAAAAACUAGAGUUGUUUAAGAAGCAUAUUCCAGAGGCAACCAAGUUUCUGAUUUCAAAGAUCAAUGACCUCCAAUUCUUUGUAGGGGAAGGAAUGCAUGACGAUGGGUCUAUGGUAUUUGCAUACUACAAAGAAGGAGCAACUGAUCCUACCUUUAUCUAUAUUGCCUAUGGGUUGAAGGAAGUCAAAUGUUAAAGGAAUCCCAUCCAUUUUCAACAAAAUACUUUUCUUUUUACUUUUUUAAAGUUCAUUAUCAAAGU